Molecule: messenger RNA, 2935 nt
Organism: Ananas comosus (pineapple)
Lineage: Eukaryota; Viridiplantae; Streptophyta; Magnoliopsida; Poales; Bromeliaceae
Exons: 13
Coding region: 389-2920 (843 amino acids)
Source: RefSeq, a predicted model, not a curated record
AAACUCACUCCGACCCCUCACCUCCUCUCCCUCUCUCCCUGUCACUCACUCUCUUUCUCACUUCUUUCUCUCUCUUCAUUCGAUUCGUCGCCCUCUUCUUGCGCAUUUCUCCCCAAAUUCUCCGAGCAGAACUUGGUCUUUUACAUGCUGAUGUUCAGCUUACAACUGAUCGAUUCUCUUGCCAGUAUCUUCAACCUAAGGAGUCCAAGAUCCUGCUUAAGAACAGUUGGCGGCUCAAGCAGCAGAUGCAGACUGUUUUAUUCUUUGAAAGCUUUUUCAUGAACAGAUAAAGUGUUUGAAAGUAAUGAGUGAAUGGUGAUGAUAACUAAUCUGCAUUAUUCUUUGUAUGGAGGGAGAUAGUAUGCUGGCAUGUCUUGCUUUCUUGUGAAUGGUCAUGCCUUCAGAGCUGAAACAUGGGAACUUUUUCCGGUUCUCUACUCCAGGACUUCUUUUCAUUUUCAUCCUUUUGGUCAAAAGCUUUGCGUCCUUGUCUGAUAAAUAUUUAGGUCUGGUUCUGGAUGAAAAUUACGGUGGAAAAGAAAGUAUCUACUUUGAAGAGCUAUCAUGUAAAACCUUUUUGGGGAAUUCCUUGUCUUGUGAGGACUUGAAUGGUAUUGGAUCAUUUAACACGACAUGCCGGUUGAGUUCAAGCUUGUAUCUAGACAAUGAUCUAUGUAUAUAUGGAAACGGAAAUGUGGAGAUAUCUUCACGUGUUAAGAUCAUGUGCCCGGUCAAAGGUUGCUCCAUCACUGUUAAUGUUUCAGGAAAUAUUAAAAUUGGUGCACAUGCAGAAAUUAUUGCAGGAUCUGUUAGUUUUGACGCCACAGAUGUUAUGCUGGAUCACCAUUCGACAAUAAACACAACAUCUUUAGGGGGGCUGCCACCAUCACAGACUAGUGGGACGCCCAUUGGCCAUGACGGAGCUGGUGGAGGGCAUGGCGGGCGUGGUGCUUCCUGUGUGAAGUCGAACAAGACAAAUUGGGGUGGGGAUGUGUAUGCCUGGUCAACUUUGUCCCACCCAUGGAGUUAUGGGAGCAAAGGAGGCAAUUCAUCUUUGGAAAACCAAUAUGGAGGUGAUGGUGGGGGUCGUGUCAUGCUCAAAGUUGAUAAAUCCUUGCUUAUUGAUGGAUCUAUACUGGCAGAAGGAGGCGCAGGAGGUCUUAAUGGAGGAGGUGGAUCUGGUGGAAGCAUUAUUAUCCAUGCUUUUAAGCUGACUGGAAAUGGUACUAUUAGUGCUGCUGGUGGAAAUGGAUGGGGUGGAGGAGGUGGCGGUAGGAUAUCUGUGGAUUGUUAUAGCAUACAGCAAGAUGUAACAAUUACUGUUCAUGGUGGGGAGAGUUUUGGCUGUCCUGAUAAUGGUGGUGCUGCUGGGACUGUAUAUGAUAGAUCAUUGCAGACUCUUAAGGUCAGCAAUAACAAUUUCACAACAAGGACUGAGACUCCGCUGCUGGAUUUUCCUGUGACUAUACUGUGGUCAAAUGUAUAUGUGGAAUCUAAUGCGAGAGCUUUAGUUCCUUUGCUGUGGUCCAGAGUGCAGGUAAAAGGCCAAAUCAAACUCCUUGAUGGGGGGAGCAUAUGCUUUGGGCUGUCUGAGUAUCCAGUUUCUGAGUUUGAGCUGGUUGCUGAAGAGCUUCUUAUGAGUGAUUCUGUCAUUAAGGUUUAUGGCGCAUUUAGGAUGUAUGUUAAAAUGCUGCUGAUGUGGGACUCCACAAUUCAGAUAGAUGGUGGUGGUAAUAGUGAUGUCAGUACAUCUAUGCUUGAAGCAAGAAAUUUAGUUGUUCUUAGGCAUAAUUCCGUCAUUUCUUCAAAUGCUGACUUGGGUGUCUAUGGUCAAGGGCUUCUCAACCUGUCAGGUCCUGGUGAUGGAAUCAGAGCUCAGCGCCUUUUCCUGUCACUAUUUUAUAACAUUGAAGUUGGACCUGGUUCCUUGCUUCAGGCUCCAAUAAAUGAUGAAGUUGAGAGCAACUUGUUUGAUCAGUCACGUUGUAAGAGCCAGACAUGCCCAAACGAGCUAAUCAUGCCUCCUGAUGAUUGUCAUGUGAAUAGUUCCUUGUCUUUCACACUUCAAAUAUGUCGUGUUGAGGAUAUCACAGUUAGUGGUGUGGUUAAAGGAAGUAUCAUUCACAUUCAUCGAGCAAGGACUGUCAACAUUAAAAAAUACGGCACUAUAAGUGCCUCAGAGUUAGGUUGCAAAGAGGGCAUCGGUGAAGGGAAAUUUCUAAUACAUGGAGCUGGAGGGGGUGCUGGGCAUGGAGGGAAGGGUGGGUCAGGGUUUUAUAAUGGAAUGCUUAUUGACGGUGGCCCAGAGUACGGUGAUGCCGAUCUCCCUUGUGAGCUGGGAAGUGGGAGUGUUGGGCCUAGCGACUCAGCUGAAAAUGUUGUUGGCGGGGGAAUGAUUGUAAUGGGAUCCAUGAAGUGGCCUCUUUCGAGACUGGAAAUUUAUGGUUCAUUAAUGGCUGAUGGUCAAAGUCAUGGAAAGACAGAUAUAAAAUCAAAUGGCACACAAAAUGGUGGGUUGGGGGGCGGCUCUGGUGGUACGAUUCUUUUGUUUCUACAAUCCCUUAUAUUAGAGGAAAACUCAUCUUUAUCGGUUGCCGGUGGUACUGGUGGACCGACUGGUGGAGGAGGAGGUGGCGGUGGGAGAAUUCAUUUUGAUUGGUCAAAUAUUGCUGUGGGAGAUGAAUAUGUGCAGAUUGCUUCUGUAAAUGGGACAAUAAUUUCAAGUGGAGGAGCUGGUAAUGGUGGUGGUUAUUAUGGGGGUGAAGGUAGUAUCACUGGGAAGACAUGCCCCAAGGGGCUUUAUGGAACAUUUUGCAAUGUAUGCUUGCUUGAACCAUCUUGGUUUUAUAUCAACUUAUAUUUUAGAUCUCAACUUCUACUUGGUGCUGUAAAACUCUAUGUUAGUUCUAAAAUGCUCUAAAUCUGAAACUAGAAG